Triticum turgidum subsp. durum (durum wheat) is the source of this 330-nucleotide messenger RNA. The record is from the annotation of a GenBank genome assembly. Lineage: Eukaryota; Viridiplantae; Streptophyta; Magnoliopsida; Poales; Poaceae.
AUGAGCGCCAUGGUCGCGUCGUCGCUCAACCCUGAGGCCCCGCUCUUCAUCCCGGCAGCGUUCCAGCAGGUGGAGGACUUCUCGCCGCAGUGGUGGGACCUCGUCAAGUCCACCGCCUGGUUUCGCGACCACUGGUACCACCAGCACCAGCAGCUCGACGAUAUGGCCGAUUCCCUCAUCGCCUUCGAGGCCGAGGACGCCAUCGACGACGACCUCUUGCACGGCUUCGCCGUCGAGGCUUCGCAGCCGCAGCCGCCAGCGGCACUCAAGACUGACGGGGUGCUCAAGGCGCUGAGCCUGGCAUCCCCAAGCCCAAAGGUCAGUAAGUAG